Juglans microcarpa x Juglans regia is the source of this 2112-nucleotide messenger RNA. Its product is annotated as probable chlorophyll(ide) b reductase NYC1, chloroplastic. Gene Ontology annotation, biological process: chlorophyll catabolic process; PSII associated light-harvesting complex II catabolic process. Gene Ontology annotation, molecular function: chlorophyll(ide) b reductase activity. NCBI's taxonomy places the organism in Eukaryota, Viridiplantae, Streptophyta, Magnoliopsida, Fagales, Juglandaceae. The record is from RefSeq and is a predicted model, not a curated record.
CUCCCCCGUCUUCCCUCUCUCAGAUAUUUUGGUACAAUUUUUCAUUUUUACCCACUUUUUAUUUUGUUUUAUUUAUUUUGAGGUGUUUGUAAGGAAUCUCUAAAUUCCAACGUACGUAAAUAUCGAAGCCACACCCAUAAAUAUUGGAACGGUGAAUUAUCAGGAUCCUCUUUUCGGUUUAGAAUAGCCAUGGCUACAGCAACUAGGCUUCGCAUUUUCCCACAAAGCUUCGAGCACUGCUUCAAGAACGACCACAGGACCGGCCAGCCAGUCGUUCCCGGACCAAGUUUAUGCAUGUUCCGGUUGGGACGACCCGGUCGGGGUAACGGUUUGUGUUUGAAACAGUGUCGAUCGUUUAUGAGUGAGGAGGGAGAAGUUGCAGAGAAAAGGGAAGUUGUGCAAAGAGCGAGAAAGUCUCGGAAUUUGAAGGGAAGUGAGGCUAAGCUCGAAAGCGGAAGUGGGUUUUGGAAAUCUUUGAUGACUACAAUUUUGGGUGGUUUUAGAUUGGCUCAUGGGGACGAGUAUGGCAGGGCUGUGGCCAAGGUGGAGAAGGUGUUCUCUUCGAUUGCCAUCCAAAUUGGAAGAUAUAUUGUAACCAUGAUGAGCACGGGAGUGAUACUUGAAAUUGGAUUUCUGUUGUCAGGUGGAGACAGUCAAAUGGACACUUUGGUUUGGUAUAGCUGGCUUGGAGGAAUUAUUAUUGGAACCAUGAUAGGAGCAAAUAUGGUUUUAGAGGAACAUUGUCGAGCUGGUCCACGUAAUGUUGUCAUAACUGGAAGCACAAGGGGACUGGGAAAAGCUCUUGCUCGUGAAUUUCUUCUUUCUGGAGAUCGCGUGGUUGUUGCAUCUCGCAGCCGUGAGUCUGUAGAUACGACUGUCAAAGAACUCGAGGAUAACCUAGAGGAAUGUAUGACCAAGGCAGGUGACUCAUCCAGGAGAAAGCUGCAACAAGCAAAAGUGGUGGGCAUUCCGUGUAAUGUAUGUGCACCUGAUGAUGUACAGAAACUGGCAAACUUUGCUGUCCAUGAACUUGGCUCUAUCAACAUCUGGAUAAACAAUGCUGGCAUGAAUAAAGGUUUUAGACCAUUGCUGCAGUUUUCUGAUGAAGAUAUUAGACAGAUAGUCUCAACGAACCUGGUUGGCUCUCUUCUUUGCACACGAGAGGCCAUGCAAGUGAUGAAGAACCAGUAUAAGGGGGGCCACAUAUUUAACAUGGAUGGUGCAGGUUGGGGAUCUAGUACCCCUCUCACAGCUGUCUAUGGCUCAACAAAGUGUGGACUUCGGCAACUUCAAGCAUCUCUCUUAAAAGAGUGUAAGCGGUCGAAGGUUGGGGUGCACACUGCAUCUCCAGGCAUGGUCCUUACAGAUCUGCUCCUGAGUGGUUCGAGUGUAAAAAAUAAGCAAAUGUUUAACAUUAUCUGUGAGCAUCCCGAAACAGUUGCUAGAACUUUGGUUCCAAGGAUGCGGGUUGUAAAGGGUACAGGGAAGGCAAUCAAUUACUUGACCCCUCCUAGGAUCUUGCUUGCUUUAGUCACUGCGUGGCUUCGACGAGAUCGCUGGUUUGAUGCACAGGGAAGGGCAUUAUAUGCAGCAGAAGCAGAUCGCCUCCGAAACUGGGCUGAAAACCGCACUCGAUUUUCUUUUACUGAUGCCAUGGAGAUGUACACAGAGAACACUUGGGUGUCAGUUUUCUCACUCUCUGUAGUUUGUGCCUUCAUAAUCCUUUCUACCAGUGGCAGCACAUUUCAUGGUACGUGAGUUCUUGGUAGAAUUACAACCUAAAAGAAUUAGGAAUAUAUGUAGAUCAGGCCAAUGCUCUUCAGGAAGGAUGUCUAGUGCUGUAACUGCAUAGAUCACAAGGUAAGUGAACAACAUUGGCAGCCAAUUAGUGGUCUUUAUACCCUGCAUCCUCUUCAAACCUUCCUUAACAAUUAGGAGUUCAGUUAUACAUUGAUUGCAAAAAUUUGACCACCCAGGCACAAAGAGUCCAGUAAAGGUUGGGUUGUGUGGACAGAAACAAACUAUAAUUCAUUGAUGAAGCAUUCCAAUGUGUGGAAUUCUUAUAUGACAUGUAAUGUUUCUAUGAGUUCAUAAUGAAGUUCCCUUUCAACA